Messenger RNA from Schistosoma haematobium, 887 nucleotides. It is a transcript of the gene PDLIM2, whose product is annotated as PDZ and LIM domain protein 2. Bases 1 to 573 code for a protein of 190 amino acids. The record is from RefSeq and is a predicted model, not a curated record. Gene Ontology annotation, molecular function: muscle alpha-actinin binding; actin binding. Gene Ontology annotation, cellular component: filamentous actin; stress fiber; Z disc. Gene Ontology annotation, biological process: muscle structure development; actin cytoskeleton organization. NCBI's taxonomy places the organism in Eukaryota, Metazoa, Platyhelminthes, Trematoda, Strigeidida, Schistosomatidae. The transcript has 3 exons.
AUGAAUUUAUAUUUUAGUUCAGUAGCUAGUCAACAACCAGGACAUUCAUCAUUAUCUAAAAUGAAUACAAAUACAAAACAUACUAAUAAUCAAAUGAAUAAUCCAACACAUUCAUGUAAACAACAUGUAACAUUGUCAAAUGCUUUAGAUUUAUUUACUGGAAAUAAUAUAACAAGUGGAAUUGGUAAUAGAAAUAGUUUUAGUAUUGCUGGAAAUAAUCAUAUAAGAAAAUUAGAAGAGACAACACCAGUUAAUAUUGUAUUAAGACGUGCAUCUAAUGAUUCACCAUGGGGUUUUCGUGUUCAAGGUGGUAGUGAUUAUCACUUACAACUUACAAUAUGUAAAACACAAACUGGUAGUCCAUCAGAGGGUAUAUUACAAAGUGGUGAUGAGAUUUUAUCAAUUAAUGGAGAAAAUGCACGAAUUUUAAGUCAUGAAGAAGCAACACAAAAAAUUCGUUCUGCUGGUACUGAUCUACAAUUAACUGUAGCAAGAAGACAAACAUGUGAUCUAAGUGAUAUUCGACCUAAAGGAUUACUGAAAUUCAUAGCUCCACAGAACAACAGACGCUGAUUCUUCGACUACUGAUGUAAUCAUUCUUGGUUUCAACUUAUAAAUAUUCUUUUCUUUGAUCUUUUGUCUAUUUCUUCAAAUGAUCUAUUACUGUAUAUCACAGAAUAACAUAGAUAAAUGAUAGUUUGAGUUGUCUUUAUUUUUUGUCACUAGUGUUGAGAAUCAUUGGUCAUUGCAUUUAUUGUUGUUAGUUUGUAUUGGUAUGUGUUUUGUGUGUUUAUGUGUCUUAUUUCUGUUAUGACAACAAAAACUACUGAAAAUAUGCAAAAAUCAAACUUGUUAAUACGAGUAUAAAAUAUAUAUAUUAGAUUUAA